Chenopodium quinoa (quinoa) is the source of this 1884-nucleotide messenger RNA. RefSeq names its product protein lap4-like. Gene Ontology annotation, molecular function: protein binding. Bases 1 to 1884 code for a protein of 627 amino acids. The record is from RefSeq and is a predicted model, not a curated record. NCBI's taxonomy places the organism in Eukaryota, Viridiplantae, Streptophyta, Magnoliopsida, Caryophyllales, Amaranthaceae. The transcript is spliced from 2 exons.
AUGUCAACGACCGGAGCUCGUGAUCAAUAUGUGUGGUCACUUAUGAGGAAGAAGUGGAUCCUGGUAUGCUCCCGCGGUAUAUCUCCUUCUGGUCAGCUCUGUUUGAAGGGGGAUCCGGGGCCUUGGAUUGAAAAUAACCCUGCGUCUCUUUUGUUAGUUCAAUGUUUGGAGUUGGAUUUUGCGAAUAAUGAUGUUGAAGGAGAGAUAGCAGAUUCAAUAAGGGAACUGUCAAGGCUCACCCACCUUUAUAUCUGUUUUUGUACAAUCUUGAAGUGCCUUCCUAACGCCAUCACUAGGCUACACAACUUGAAAGUAUUGCAAGUUGAAUGUUGUAUCAAACUGGAAGAAUUGCCAGCAAAUAUAAGCCUCUUAGAGAGCCUAAGACAUCUCUCUCUUUCGAGUUGUUUCCGGCUCAAUUCUGUUUCUAGCAUUACAGGACUUCACAACUUGCAAAAAUUAGACCUCAGACAUUGUUACAAUCUCACAGAAUUGCCUGCUGAUUUGGGUGAUGAGUUGCUAGAAUUGUUUUACAUUGAUAUUCAAGGUACUGCCAUCAAGUGCCUACCUGGUAGCAUUACAAAGCUAUGGAAUUUGCGAUUCCUAUUACUCCCCUGGUCUUUCAGACUUGAAACAUUGCCAUACGAUUUAAACGAGUCCAUCGUCGUAGCUUUUGCAGAUAUGCACAUUCGAAAAACCUGGAAUGCACUCAGAAAAGAGAUUGCUCCUUUGUCAUUUCCACUUCUUGGAGCAGAAGCAGCUCAUAAUCAAUGCAACUGCUCAUAUGAGAGAAUUGCUUGUCCCUCCAUUGUAUUUCCUUGGGGAUACCUCCAGUUGAAGGGAGACCCGGGGCCAUGGAUUCAUUGUCACUAUGAUUCUCAUUCGCUGGUGCGUUUUCUGGACUUAGACUUAUCAUGUGAUACAGAUCAUAUAUCAGAGUCCAUAGGGGAACUUGCAGAGCUCACUCAUCUCUACAUUUAUAAUAGUUCAUACCUUGAGCACCUCCCUAAAAAAAUCGCAAUGCUACAGAAGUUGGAACUGUUGAGUGUUCAAUAUUGUGAUGUUGAAUUGCCACCAGACUUGAAUCAGUUAGUCAGCCUUAGACACCUUUCUCUUGCAGCUAAUGGCGUCGAACCCAUCAUUUAUGGCUUAGAGAAGCUAUCCAAUUUGGAAACUCUAAAUCUCCAAGGAUCAUUUAAUUCCCUCACAGAAUUGCCAAUAAAUUUUGAUAAGUUGGUCAGUCUUAGGCAUCUAUCUCUUGGAUAUUGUGAGAUCAAGUCGCUUCCUGUUAGCAUCACAAAGCUGUCUAAUUUGACAACUUUGUAUCUCUACGAAUGUCCUUCACUCAAAGCAUUGCUGGAAAAUUCAAGUUUCAGAAGGCUCAAACUUAAAAAUUGCAGCAUAAUGACACUUCCAACAGGUCUCUGCCAUCUUGAAAUCUUACAUUUUAAGGACUUUUGUGAGGAGAAAACUGCAUGUGAUAUCCAGGAACAAUUUCUGGACCAUUUAAUCAACCUGGAGACACUUUCUAUUACAUGCUACCGCAUCAAGUUCCUUCCAAGCAUUGCAAGACUACGAAACUUACAAGAAUUACGACUCAAAGACUGUUUCAGCCUCAAGGAAUUGCCAGCAAAUUUGGAUGAGUUGAUCGGAUUGUGUAUACUUGAUAUUAGCGGUACCAGAAUCAAGUCACUUCCUUAUAGCAUCACGAAGCUGAACAAUUUACAAUGCUUAAUCCUUCCGAAGUGUUUCAGACUUGAAAGUUUGCCUAGUAAUAUGAAUAGUUCUGUCAGGGUUUUUGUUGACAACACAGAUGACACAUAUUAUGAGAACCUGGGCUACUAUGACUGUCUAACCUCUGCAAAAGCCUCAACUGAAGGUAAUUAG